Messenger RNA from Labeo rohita (rohu), 1129 nucleotides. RefSeq names its product lymphatic vessel endothelial hyaluronic receptor 1a (gene lyve1a). Lineage: Eukaryota; Metazoa; Chordata; Actinopteri; Cypriniformes; Cyprinidae. The transcript has 6 exons. Gene Ontology annotation, cellular component: plasma membrane. The record is from RefSeq and is a predicted model, not a curated record. The coding region runs from base 54 to 947 and encodes 297 amino acids. Gene Ontology annotation, biological process: cell adhesion. Gene Ontology annotation, molecular function: hyaluronic acid binding; transmembrane signaling receptor activity.
GAUCGCACUUUGCUCAGAGACCCAGAGACUCAGAGAAAGCAGACUUCACCACCAUGGCAAGAGUCUGGAUGACGACGUUGAUGCUUUUCAGUAGUUUACUCAUGUCUAGCCUAACUUUUGACAUCCAUUUGGUAAAAGUGAACCCUAAACAUGCCAUCUCUGGUGUAUUUCAAGCUUCCAUUGGAGAUAAAUAUGCCUUAACUGCAUCAGCAGCCAGAGAUCUUUGUGAGCAUCUAGGUUUGACUAUUGCAAGCAAAGCACAGGUAGCAGAGGCCCAGAAACACGGUCUGGAGACAUGCAGGUUCGGGUGGAUAGACGAGCAAAUAGCUGUCAUUCCCCGAGUUCAGGUCAAAUCGAACUGUGGCAAUGGCAGGACCGGGGUUGUUGUGUGGCGUGCAGAUCCCAGUAAAGAGUUUGAUGUCUUUUGCUUCAAUGUAACAGAUUUUGAGGCACAAAACCAGGCUUCCAUGGCUGCACACCAAACAACAACAACAAGAAAGCCAAUCACAACACAUUCAUCUGUUUUUCCCACUGCUCAAGCUGGAGUUCAUCUGAGGAAAAUCCCAUUUUCUAAACAACCUUCCCCAUCGUCUUCGCUCAGUUCCCUUUCUUCCUCUGUUCCUUCUUCAACCUCUCACCGUCCCUCUGUUAACGACUUGGAUGAUGAAGGAAAACAUCUGGCCAUGAGUGGAUCUUCAAUUGAAGCUGUUCCGGCUGCCUUACUGAUCACUGUCACCUUCGCAGUCAUGCUUUCUGUCUUUCUAGCUCUUUACUAUUUCAAAACGAACAGACCCUGCAGGACGCAGUGCGACAGCGAGCAGCAGAAGGAAUACAUUGAGACGGAGGUUUGGGAGCACUGUAGCAAGAAAGACCUGCAGAAACCACAGGAGGAGCAUGUGGAAGAGAAUGAGGAAGAAAACAACAACAGUUCUACAGACCAGGACUGACUUGUGUAUGAAGACAUCAUGGGAUAGCCGAGACUGAUGUGUUUGUGUGUGUCACGAUGUUGUAGUUUUGUAAUUAAGUAAAAAAUGACAUAGAUGUAUUUAUUUAUAUGUAAGCUGGCUUCUGUUUAUGCUUUUUUUGAUAACUAUUUUAUUGCAUUAAAUAUUUUCCUGAUUUUGCAAAA